Messenger RNA from Sturnus vulgaris (Common starling), 1554 nucleotides. The record is from RefSeq and is a predicted model, not a curated record. NCBI's taxonomy places the organism in Eukaryota, Metazoa, Chordata, Aves, Passeriformes, Sturnidae.
AUGGUAAAUGAAGUAGUUACCACUCAUCUCUUAGAUCACCGGGAGAGAAUGGGUUCAAGAACCGAAAGUUCCACGUGCUGGUAUGCUUUCAUAUGCACUUUGGGCGGGGGGGAGAGGAGCGGCAAAGGGCACGGCAGUAGCGCCGCAUCGAGGGCGGCCAGUGCCGGCACGACCCCCGUUCCCGCGCGCACGCCCACCCCGCGCCGGAGAAGGGUGUUCCCGGGGCGGGCGAAGGGCGGGAAGGGGGACGGGUUAUCGAGAGGGAAAAUCGGCGGCUGCCGGCGCAGAGCUCGCUCGCAUUCCGCGCCGGCGGCUGGGGCUGCUCGUCCGCCUCUGGCCAUGGGGCUGCAGCCCCGGCGCGCCGCGGGGCCCUGCCCGCCCGCGGGGAGAAGCGCCGCCCUGCCCGGAGCGCGCUCCGCUCCUCCCUGGGCCCGCAGCGACGAACCGGAGGGAACUCCCGGACGCCCCGCCACGCUGCCGCCCCUCCUGCCGGCCAUCCUGCCGACCCCCUCCGCUUCCCCCGCUGCCGCCCGGGCGCAGCCCAAGAAGCCGCCGGCGGCCGCCUCGGCCCCCAAGAAAGCAGCGCCUCGGCCCGCAGAGGAGAAGGCGGCGAGGAAGGCGCGGGGGGCGCCCCCGGAACGGCCGGGCCCCCUCUCCAGCUCCUGGCCCUGCUCGUCCCUGCAGCGGCCGCCGCCGCGGAGACCGCCGGCCGAGCGGGCGGCGCGGCCCCAGCCCACCCCGCCGCAGCCGCGGGGCCGCCCGGGGGCGCCGGGGGCGGGCAGCCGCUCCUGCGAGAGCCUCGGCGGGGCGCCGGGGGAGGCGGCGGGGCGCUUCUCGCUGAGCCUGCCCCCGGAGGCCAUCCGGGUGCUGCAGCGCCGCAGCCUGGAGCGGCAGCGGGGGCAGCCCGCACCCUCGCCCGCCGGCAGAGCUGCCCCGGCCCGGCGCGGCGACCUGCGCGCUCUGCUGAAGGUUUCGCUGCUCAACGACCGGCACCGCUACGACGACGAGGAGUACGAGGAGGAGGAGGCGGGGGCCGCGGCGGACGAGGGGCUGGUGCGGAAAUGCACCGAGUGGCUGCGCGGCGUGGAGAGCGCGGCCGGCCGCGACCACCCCGAGCGGCUGGAGACGCUGCCGCACUUGGGCACCCUCUGAGCGCCGCCGGGACCGGGCAGCGGCACGGCCGGGGCUGCCGGAGCGGUCGGACCGGGGGGAGGUGGGGCCGCCAUCGGCGAUGUCGUGUUCCGUGUGGUGUUGUCGGUGCCCUGGAAGCCCGGGCGGGUGGCGGCAGGGGCCGGGCAGCGCAGCCCCCGGCCCGGAGCCGAUCCUCGGGGCGCCGCUGCCGCCGGGGCGAGGGACAAAGGAGCGGCGCCGGCCUCCGCCCGCCGGUGCCCGGGUGCUGAGAGGGAGGGCACCGACUGUGAGCGUCCUGCCUCCACCCUCGCGGUUUUUUUAAAGAUUUCUGACUACUUUAUAAAAUGUGCGUAAUGGUUUUGUAUAUUUGUACAUAAAAGUUCAUUUUUAUUUAUUUGAAUAAAGGACUCUUGUGUUGAGGUA